AUGCAUAGAACAAGCGGUUCAAAAGUUUGGACUACUCUCAUAACAAAUACCGCAUAUUUAUCUGGUCUUUUGACGCUCGAUUAUUCUCUUAAGAAAGUUGGCUCAAAAUAUCCACUUGUUGUUCUUUACACAGACUCGUUUCCUGCAGAUGGACAUGAAGCUCUUGACUCAAGGGUAAUCGCGAAACGACAUGUGCCAUAUCUUCUUCCAGCCACACAGAAAGAUUUCACCAACGAUGUUCGGUUCUACGACUGCUGGAGUAAGCUCACGCCAUUCUCGCUCAUCGAAUAUGACCGUGUUGUGCAACUUGAUAGUGACAUGCUGGUCCUUAAGAAUAUGGAUGAGCUUAUGGACAUCACUUUGGAUGCAGCAGAAAUGAAGGGAACGGGAGAUCGAGUGUUCGCUGCUAGCCACGCAUGUGUCUGCAACCCGCUUAAUAAACCUCACUACCCCAAAGACUGGGUUCCGGCCAACUGUGCCUACACUAUUCAACAUGACAGCCCAGACAUCGCGCAAACAGCCGGGCCUUCAGCCACAGCAGGCUUAGGGAUACCAAAUGGUGGCCUUCAGGUUGUGAACCCAUCUCAAGGGACCUACGACAAAAUUGUUGAACAGCUUUCCUCUUCCUCGACAUCUGAAUAUGAUUUCGCUGACCAGUCCCUCCUCGGCGAUGUUUUCCGUGGUCGAUGGGUCGCGCUACCGUAUGUAUACAAUGCGCUUAAAACCCUACGAUGGAAAGGAAUCCAUGACGCAAUAUGGCGCGACGAGAGUGUGAAAAAUGUACAUUAUAUCCUAAGCCCGAAGCCGUGGGAUGAAGGGACAGACGUGCAGAGCCAUGAUCCAUCCCAUGUCUGGUGGACAUCAUUGACAGCGCAAAGGUUAGCAGAGGAACAACAGAGAGGCCUCGCAGACGGUUUUUAA
This is a messenger RNA of Penicillium odoratum, 921 nucleotides long. Its product is annotated as glycosyltransferase family 8 protein. NCBI's taxonomy places the organism in Eukaryota, Fungi, Ascomycota, Eurotiomycetes, Eurotiales, Aspergillaceae. Gene Ontology annotation, molecular function: glycosyltransferase activity. The coding region runs from base 1 to 921 and encodes 306 amino acids. The record is from RefSeq and is a predicted model, not a curated record. The transcript is spliced from 3 exons.